Messenger RNA from Camelina sativa (false flax), 1073 nucleotides. RefSeq lists its product as uncharacterized. The record is from RefSeq and is a predicted model, not a curated record. Gene Ontology annotation, biological process: poly(A)-dependent snoRNA 3'-end processing; TRAMP-dependent tRNA surveillance pathway; CUT catabolic process. Gene Ontology annotation, cellular component: cytoplasmic exosome (RNase complex); nuclear exosome (RNase complex). Gene Ontology annotation, molecular function: RNA binding. Lineage: Eukaryota; Viridiplantae; Streptophyta; Magnoliopsida; Brassicales; Brassicaceae.
AUGUCCAAAAAAAAAAAGUAAAAAAAAAAAAAGGUUUCUUUGCGGCCAAAAAUAAAAAGAAAGAGUGGAGGAGACUACUAAAAGAGUGUUUUGGGGGAUCAGAUCAUCGUUAACCUCCCCAAGGAAUCAACUUUAACAGGGGAAUUAGGGUUUUUCUAUUUCGAAGAUGAGUGCCAAAGCUUCUUCUGUCUUGCCCUCAAGCCUCAUUGAUCAGAUUGUUGUUCCAGGUGAUGUUGUUCUUGAUUUGUCAAACAUGACUAAUCAGACAAUCAAGCUCGGCAGUGGCCUCCGUCAGGAUAGUGAUGCUAUCUCUGCCAUGAGAGCUGGCAAAUUAAGUUACUCCAAGCCUAAUAAGUAUUGGGUCCAAAUUUCUCAUAAACGGUACAUACCUCGCCCUGAGGAUCAUGUUCUUGGAAUUGUGGUAGAAUCUAAAGCAGAUAAUUUUUGGGUGGACAUAAAAGGACCUCAACUUGCGCUUCUGCCAGUUCUUGCAUUCGAAGGAGGAACAAGAAGAAAUAUUCCCAAGUUUGAGGUAGGCACUCUGCUUUAUCGUCGGGUUGUCAAGACAAACACAGGAAUGAAUCCGGAGGUGUCUUGUACUGACGCAAGUGGGAAAGCUGCAUCAUUUGGACCCUUGAGAGAUGGUUUCAUGUUUGAAACUUCAACUGGUCUUUCAAGAAUGCUGUUGAGUUCACCAACAUGCCCGGUCAUCGAGGCUCUUGGAAAGAAACUCUCAUUCGAGAUAGCUGUGGGCUUAAAUGGAAGAGUUUGGGUAAACGCGGCUGCUCCACGUACAGUCAUUAUCGUAUCCAAUGCAAUGAUGAACUCGGAAUCUCUAAGUGGGACUCAGCAGAGAAUCAUGGUUGAGAAAUUGCUCGCUAAAAUUUCAGACUGAUACAUUAUUGUUCCUUGAGCUGUAGUUGAACCUUGAUGUUGCUCUUUAGCAAGUGAUUUUAUUUAAUUCAAAUACAAAUUUAUACAGUAAAAGUUUAGUCUACUAAAAAAAUACAUAUGCCAAUUGACGAAUGUAUACAACAGUGAGCCAAUAAACUAUUGGAGCAUAGUAGUCUAAA